AUGUUGGCGGCGGAAAACCCACUUGUGGACGGGAAUUUGGCAGCAUCGACUCCCCGCAGAAGAGUACUAAUUCCCUUUAUUUCUUUUUCAGGAAUGGAUUGUAAGACUCGUAACAAUGCCAACAAGAAACUUAUUCAAGCCCGUCUCCCGUUCAAGCGCCUGAUCUCAGAACCUAAGGAAAACCAGCCCCCUAAGCGCCCCUGUACCCACGCCUGCCCUGGACCCACAGCUUCAGAAAUCCAGGAUGAGAAUGAAACCUCUCCCCUCUCUGAGCAUGGCGGGCCACCUUUAGUUAACGGUCGAGGCCCAAUCGAUGGCUUCUUCAGUCGCAGGCGUGCAGCAACCUCGGAGGGGAAAACGGUCAUCGAUCUGACUGAAGAUGCGACAUUGUCCCCUGUAAAGUGCCCAGCUCCACCUGCUUCUUCCUGCCUCUCAUCAAAAGUCAAGCAUCAGCGUAAGGAUGAAACGGCCCCUUCAGGGAGAGCCAGUUCUGUUGAUGACGCCCCUAAAACACACACUGCUGACACUGUUUUAAUUACUGAUGAUGAAGAUGACGAAGAGGUGGAAGAAAAGGAUCAAACAUCCCUCUCACAGCUGGACACAACACAGGAUUCUGACAGUGACGACGACGAGAAGUCUGGAAAUAUUUCCAGUUUGGGGAACAAGUCCAAGCAGUCGGCCUCUUCGGUCAGCUCCAUGUCUGAGAGCUCACCAGAAAGAAUGGAGACCAGUGACCCGUCGCCCGUCACUACACCAGCCGUACGUACCAGCCCCAGCUCGCUGCUAUUGUGUGAUGCCAAUCACUCACUGAGCAAAAAGAAUGAGUCUGAGCCAAAGUCCAGCCCAAAGAUACCAGCAGACGAGAAGAAGCUCAAAAGACGUUCAUUGAAGAAUUUACAAGAAGAAGAAGAGAAGGUUCGGCUGAGACAGGAAAAGGAGCGGCAAAAGGAAGAGGCCAAAGCUGCCAAGGAGAAGAAGAAAGAGGAGUCUCGUCGUCUCAGGGAAGAGAAAGAAAGGGAAAAGCGGGAGAAAAGGGAAAAGGAUGAGCGAGAGAAACGAGAAAAAAAGGAGAAGGAAGAGAAGGAAAAGGCAGAGAAGUUAAAAGCAAAAGAGGAGCUGCGGAAAUCGAAGCUUGAGGCCAAGCUUGAGGAAAAAAGGAAGAAAGAGGAGGAGAAGAGAAUGAAGGAAGAGGAGAAACGGUUAAAAGAAGAAAAGGAUCGUCUCAAAGCAGAGAAGGCAGAAAUCACACGAUUUCUACAGAAACCUAAAAUUCAACAGGCUCCAAAGACUCUCGCAGCUGCAUGUGGAAAGUUUGCUCCUUUCGAGAUAAAGGAAAACAUGUUUCUGGCACCACUGUGCCGGGUUCAGUGUGAGGAGUCUCUCCUGGAGGACCUGGACCGGUGCUUGUUGAAUCCUCCGGAAAACCUGAAGGGAUUACAGGAUUGGAUUGGGCAAAAACCAAGGCAGUCUGGACCCACCAAGCCCAGGCUGACAGAUUCUCUCAGCGACUGUGUGACAGUGGAAGCGCCCAAACCAGAUGGAGUCCCAGACCGCAAACGCUAUGGACCAAUGAAGCUGCUGCUGUUCCACGAGAACUAUCGUCCAGCCUACUGGGGCACGUGGAGGAAAAGGAGCUCACACAUCUCCCCUCGCUGUCCUCUCAGACAAGACAAGGAUCUGCUUGACUAUGAGGUGGACAGUGAUGAAGAAUGGGAGGAGGAGGAGCCAGGAGAAUCCCUCUCUCAUAGUGAAGGGCCACUGUUAACGAAUAUGACCUCUCAGGACGGCGGCGACCUGGAGAAGCAGAAGCUUCGUCAGAAGCUCAAAGCGAGGGAGUGGGAUGAGCUGAUGUCCACCAAGAAGAAGAUGAAGGUGCUGGAGCCCGUGGUGAGGGGCUGCGUCUGGGAGGGAGACGGGCCUCACGCGGAAGCCUUCCAGCCGUACGCCGUGUGUCUGGUGGAGCCUUUACCCAAGGCGGACGCCAGCCCCACCCCAGAGGAGCUGACUCAGAGGAGUCAGAGGGAGGCACAGCUGCUGGGCCGACUUCUGCCUCUGCUGCACGGCAACCCCAACAGCAGCAAAGUCAUCAUCAGCGAAUUCCAGGAGUGUUGUCGCCGGCAGGGCGGCUCCUCCUCGCCGCCCCCGGCUCUGUCCAGCCCGCAGAGCUCUCUGGAAAACGUUCCCACCAGAAUGCAGCUGAAGCGCCUGAUCCGGAGCAACGCCGUCUACGAGAAGCGCUCCAGCCACCGGCGCUGCUGCUGGUACGUCCACGCCGAGGUCCUGUCCCGCUUUGGGCAGGACGCGCUCCCCGUGCCCUGCCAGUGGACCUACCUCACCAGGGAGGAGGCCCGAGAGGAGCCCCAGGCCGCCACGGGCUCCCAGGGCAGCUCCCCCACGGCCCCCCAGACCUCCACCACGCCGUCCUCCUCCAGCAAGAGGAGGAGCGCCGGCAGCAUGUCCAUCACCAAGUUCAUGAGGAGGUGCCCCGAUCCGGAGCGGACGGACGGCUUCCAGGCCGACACAGAGGAGGAUUAUGAGGACGACUGCGUCAUCAUCUCAACCCAGACAGGUGAGCUGCAGAAGCCUCGGCUCCACAAGCAUUGA
Menidia menidia (Atlantic silverside) is the source of this 2604-nucleotide messenger RNA. The record is from the annotation of a GenBank genome assembly. NCBI's taxonomy places the organism in Eukaryota, Metazoa, Chordata, Actinopteri, Atheriniformes, Atherinopsidae.